AUGCUCCACGAGAUCCUUCUCUCCCUAUCCGGCCAACCGUCCCCUCUGUUUUGCCAGCCAGCGGAGGAGGGCGACAGUGCCGGAGCGGGUUUCCCAUUGCUCUCUCCGCCGGAAAAGGCCCUCUUAGCAUCUCUGGCUAGACUGAGUGAGCUCCAUCAGUUGCUUCGGACCCAUACGUCGCAAAUAUCGUCCUCCCACGCGUCGACUAUAUGUCGCGCAGUUUCAACAGCCAUUGCCACGGAGCAUCUUGGCAAGUUUCAGCGGAAAAUUCUUGAAGUAGAAAAGGCCAUCCUAGCUAUCGAUGCUGACUACGUUGGCGGCUAUGGAAUAGUCCCAUUAUCAACGAUUGUCAGCGAGUUCACACCCUGGGUGCGGAGAAUGGAAUGGCUCUGGGACAUUGCACAAUUCAUGCUCCCCAGGACAGAUCCUGGCAACCUCGAAUAUAUUCCCUGCACAGCAGGAAAACUCAUAAAUCGUCUUAGAAAGGAUGUUCAAACGGGACAUGUUGACUUGGAAGAAAUGGCCAUGGUUCUUAUCAAGGCUGCAGAAACCGCCUGGAUGCGCCAACUUUCAAUGUGGAUUUUAUAUGGCCAACUUCCAGCUAUUGGACGAGAAGACUUCUUUAUCCAAGUCGUAGCCGCAGCCUCACAUGAGACAGGGCCUCGAGGUGUGGAGUAUACCCUCUGCCCAGAUCUAUUUCCAAUGUUCUUAUCUGCGCCCACAGCAGGCUCCAUCCUGUUUAUCGGAAAAUCCCUAAACCAUAUUCGUAUGAAGGGCGAAUUCUUAGACGACUCAAAUUCUCCAGCACCCAAUAUACUCCUACAUGGAAACUACAUUCGCUAUCUAUCAGCCCUUUCAUCCCCUUUAUCUCCUGUGAGUCUGAGCAGCGCCGUGUCGGAAAUUCGGCUGUCACUAUCGCAGACUGUCUUGUCGAAACUCUUACCUUUGCCUAAAAUUGUUGAAGUUCUCUCUGUGCUUCACGACUUUCUUCUCCUUGGUCGCGGAGAGUUUGCAAUGGCUUUGGUUGUAUUCGCUGAUGAGCGAUUACUUUCAAAACACAGAAGGACUAUUGCUAAAGAAGCACCCACAGAAUCACAGCCCUUCGAUUUACUUAGGGUUCAAAACGGAGAUGCCUCUGCAGUUCUAUCUCAGGCAUGGGCUGAACUCUAUCUGCUCCAGAAUGAAGAAGACCCUAUUGACGACGAACUGGACCUUGCGAGAGAACUGUUGCGGUUGACUGUCGAAACCAAAGCCGAAGAAGGCGCUCAGUCUGAAAAGGAACCCCCGGUUACCAAUUUGGUGAUCGAUAUUUCAAAUACCUCCUUUGACGACCUCCUUUUCGGCGGUACACCUACUAAGUUGUCUCUCAAUGUGAAAUCCCCUUUAGAUUUAUUUUUAGCCCCAUCAGACAUGUUGAUAUAUUCCAAAAUAUACGCAUAUUUGCUCGGGAUUCGACGAGCACAGAUACGUCUAAGUAGCCUGUGGAAAUGCACCUCCAUUCGGAGAAUUCAUCCGGCACCCUGGGGCCCUCCUCUGAGUAACAAACGCGGUAGCCAGGAACAGCUUCGUUUGCGACGUGAAAGAGAUCGCAAAAGGUGUACGUCAAUGCGUGGAAUUUGGGCAAUUUGCAACGCUGCUCGUUUCGUUCUCUCAGAGUUAGGAAGUUAUGUGCAGGGAGAAGUAAUAAGCGGAUCCUGGCUUCAUUUCAGGCGAUGGUUGGAUGGGACAAAGCCACUUACGACACCAGGUCAUUCCCGUCCAGCAACAGCGAACAAGAAGCAAGCAGAUGACCAACUUCCUCCUUCGUAUCCCCAACACGACCCCGAAACCAUAAAUCUUGCCCAUCGCAUGUAUUUGAGUUGUAUUGCCCAAUCGGUUUUUCUUACAGAUGCUGCUUUCACUCGCUCUUUACGAACUCUUCUAAACGAGGUAGAUCGGUUUAUUCUUCUAAUUACUCAACUUCAGUCCGUUCAAAAGCACGUUGAUCUAGAAAAUGACGAAGGCGUGUACGAUUCACUUGCAGACCACCACAGUGAUGAACAAAAAAUAUGGUCCGAGUUAUGCCACUCAAGAGCCGAACUUGAAACUCUUAUUACGGAGCUUAUUUCUCGAUUAAGAGAUAUUGAUGACGGACGACUUGCGGAAGGCGUACGGAUGUUUGAUUUUGGAAGUACCACGGCUGUAAAUUCGGCUCAUGCUGAUGUGCCUCCCUCGUUGUCUGGCCCCACGAAUCCAUACGUUCCGUGGAGGCCUGCGGGAGUUGACCGGCUGUUAAUGAAGUUGGAUUUCGGAGCAUCGAAAAAUUCACCUGGCAGCUUCGAUUUUAAGGAAGAGUUUAUUGAUUGA
Ophidiomyces ophidiicola is the source of this 2346-nucleotide messenger RNA. RefSeq lists its product as uncharacterized. Gene Ontology annotation, biological process: mitotic cell cycle; cytoplasmic microtubule organization; spindle assembly. Gene Ontology annotation, cellular component: gamma-tubulin complex; centrosome; spindle pole. The record is from RefSeq and is a predicted model, not a curated record. NCBI's taxonomy places the organism in Eukaryota, Fungi, Ascomycota, Eurotiomycetes, Onygenales, Onygenaceae. The transcript has a single exon. Gene Ontology annotation, molecular function: microtubule minus-end binding; gamma-tubulin binding. The coding region runs from base 1 to 2346 and encodes 781 amino acids.